Triplophysa dalaica is the source of this 2132-nucleotide messenger RNA. RefSeq names its product probable transmembrane reductase CYB561D1 (gene cyb561d1). The transcript is spliced from 3 exons. The record is from RefSeq and is a predicted model, not a curated record. NCBI's taxonomy places the organism in Eukaryota, Metazoa, Chordata, Actinopteri, Cypriniformes, Nemacheilidae. Gene Ontology annotation, molecular function: transmembrane monodehydroascorbate reductase activity. Bases 315 to 1031 code for a protein of 238 amino acids.
UGACGUCAGCGCCGCAGGGGGAGACUCAUUCAGGAAAUACGUUUCCGCGUCUCGCUGUCACAACAACGAAAAUGGCACCCAACAGGAAUAAAUGCUUAACUGCAGCAACUUCUCUUUCAGAACCAAAAUUGUAGUUCAAUUGUUACCCACGAGGUUUGAAUUUAAAAUCCCUGUGAUGACUUGGGCGGAAUUUUAUAAUAUUGUGCAAUUUAGUCUUAAUUUAUGCACUCAGUGUAACUUGUCUGUCCACAUCCCACACCGACUGCUUUGAUCCUUAACUCACGUGUAAUAGAUUACACGUGUAAUCCACGGGAAUGGCGAGAGGGUCACGCGCGGCUGUGGAUGUGGAGUACAGUCCUGUGGGAGAGGGUCUCGGGAUGCGGGACUUCUGGCUGUACGUGUGGCUGCGCAGAGUGUCUGUGAUCACCGCGCACAUCAUCUCAGUCGGCCUGGUUUUACUCACAUCCAUACUGUCCAGACCGGGAACAAGUCUUUUCUCCUGGCAUCCUGUUUGCAUGUCACUUGGGUUUUGCCUGUGCAUGACAGAAGGGAUCCUGCUGUUCUCGGCCGACGGGAGUCCGUUCUGCUUCAAGUCUCGUAAAUGGAAGGUCCGCCUGCAUUGGUUCUUCCAGGCUCUGCUGCUGGUGUUCGGAGCGACAGGUUUUGGUUUCAUGGUGGCCAGUAAGAACGUUUCCGAGCAUUCUCACUUCACCUCGUGGCACAGCCUGCUGGGCGUCACCACGAUGGUCGCUACCGUUCUGCAGGCGACCUGCGGCGUCUUUCUUCUGUUUCCCAAACUCAUCAGCGUUCAGUCGUUUCCUCGGAUGAGACUCUAUCAUGCCACCUGCGGCCUGGUGGCUUACCUGUUAUCCGCCGUCACUGUCAUGGCAGCCAUGUUUACAGACUGGUUUCAGGCUACGGUGAAAGGUGUGGCGUGGUACAUUUUCUUCCUCCUUCCACUUUUUCCCGCCUUAGUGGUGAUGAAUCAAAUCACUAGUGCCUUUCUGCCCAAGAAGAAGAUUACAAGCUGAAAACAAAAGCUUUGUGUUUUUUUAGUACGUUUAGACCACCUCACGAAGAGCACUUUGAAAGAGACUCUUCCCCAGUUCAGUAGUAAGCACACUGUUCAGGGAGACAAGAGUUCUUGUGCACUGAACUAAAACAUUUGCUUCCUAAAAAUGUCCAUGUUAGAAUAGAUUGGCUGCCUACUAUGUUCACUUCAUCAUGUUGUAUUCUUACAAGCGGAAGAGGUUCUUCUUAAAGCUGAGCUUUUGAACAGUUACAAGGAAGCUAUACAAUAAAAAAGUGCCUCGCCUCAAGAACAUCAGUCAAAGAAAACAACAUCCUCGGCAACGGGAUUCAGCUUAAAGGUGCUGUCGCAUCUAAUGACAUGAAAGCACUUGGUGCACCUUUAAUGAUCCGGACCGCUUUACAACUUACUUGCACAUUGUAAAGAACAUUCAUAUAUCUGAUUCUGUCUACAUUAACAGUUGUUUUUGAAGUGAGUUGAAGACUUUUUAUGGAAUUGUUUGAGAACUGUUGACAUUCAUUGUGUUCUUGUACUAUGUACUGAACUCAGGCACUCUUAGAUCACAUCUUACACACCAUCCUCAGCUGUAAAUUGCUUUUGUUUUAAUGCUUAGUUUAUCACAUUGUUUAUCCUGCUUGGUUGUGUAUUCUAGUAUUCAUGUGGGUUGUUUGAUAUGCGUUGCUUACUAACACACAAAGUAGAUGAUAGUUCUGUUCUGAAAAUUGCAAUUGCUUAUUUAACCUUUAAUGUGUUUGGCUUAUGUAUAAACAGGAAACGUCCUUAAAGGGACAGUUCAACAAAAAAGGACAAUUGUGUCAUCAUUUGCGCACUCUCGAGUUGUUUCUUUAAGUUAGUUUCAUUAUAGCGUAUUGUGCAAGUUUUAUUUAAUCUACUUAAACUAUGUUUUUAAAUUUACAUUAAUGGUUGGUGAAAUUUUAAUGCAGUGAACAUACUAUUGUACAUCUUGGUCAGGUUAUGAGAUUUUAAACUAAGCAUCCAUGAAUGUUAAAAAAAUGACUCAGGGUUUUAUUACAUUGGAAUAUCAAGUAUACACUACUAUAUUUUUGGCUAUAUUUUAAUCUGUAUGAACAGUAUCUGAUGA